AGAGAGAGAGAAGACAGAGAGACAGAGAGAGAGAGAGACAAGAGAGAGAGAGAAGCGAGAGACAGAGAGAGAGACAGAGAGAGCGAGACAGAGACGAGA
Messenger RNA from Oncorhynchus keta (chum salmon), 99 nucleotides. RefSeq names its product zinc finger CCCH domain-containing protein 18-like. The transcript is spliced from 2 exons. Lineage: Eukaryota; Metazoa; Chordata; Actinopteri; Salmoniformes; Salmonidae. The annotation marks the transcript as partial. The record is from RefSeq and is a predicted model, not a curated record.